CAGCAGCCUCCGCCGCCGCCGCCGCAGCCGCCGCAGCAGCAGCAGCCGCCGCCCCAGGCCCCCCCCAUGGAGCCCGAGGCCCCGGAUUCCCGCAAGAGGCCCCUCGAAACGCCCCCCGAGGUGGUCUGCACCAAGCGCAGCAACACGGGAGAGGAAGGUGAAUACUUCCUGAAGGUGCUGAUCCCCAGCUACGCAGCAGGCUCCAUCAUUGGCAAGGGCGGGCAGACCAUCGUGCAGCUCCAGAAGGAGACAGGAGCCACCAUCAAGCUCUCCAAGUCCAAAGACUUCUAUCCGGGAACCACAGAGCGCGUAUGCCUGGUACAGGGCACAGCAGAGGCCUUGAAUGCUGUGCACAGCUUUAUUGCUGAGAAGGUUCGAGAAAUCCCACAAGCGAUGACCAAACCUGAGGUGGUCAACAUCCUUCAACCCCAAACCACGAUGAACCCCGACAGAGCCAAGCAGGCCAAGCUGAUCGUCCCCAACAGCACGGCGGGCCUGAUCAUCGGGAAGGGGGGCGCAACAGUGAAAGCGGUGAUGGAACAGUCAGGUGCCUGGGUGCAGCUGUCCCAGAAGCCAGAGGGCAUCAAUCUGCAGGAGCGCGUUGUGACAGUCAGCGGCGAACCCGAGCAGGUGCACAAGGCCGUGAGCGCCAUCGUGCAGAAGGUACAGGAAGACCCCCAGAGCAGCAGCUGCCUGAACAUCAGCUACGCCAACGUGGCUGGCCCCGUGGCCAACUCCAACCCCACCGGCUCGCCGUACGCCAGCCCCGCCGAUGUGUUGCCUGCGGCGGCCGCUGCUUCGGCCGCUGCUGCCUCCGGCCUGCUGGGCCCCGCGGGGUUGGCGGGCGUGGGCGCCUUUCCUGCCGCCCUGCCUGCUUUCUCGGGCACCGACCUGCUGGCCAUCAGCACGGCGCUUAACACGCUGGCCAGUUACGGCUACAACACCAACUCCCUCGGCCUGGGCCUCAACUCGGCGGCAGCCUCCGGGGUCCUGGCCGCCGUGGCCGCUGGUGCCAACCCUGCCGCCGCUGCCGCUGCCAACCUCCUGGCAUCCUACGCGGGUGAGGCAGGGGCCGGGCCAGCCGGAGGGGCCGCCCCACCUCCACCCCCGCCACCCGGAGCCCUGGGGUCCUUUGCAUUGGCUGCAGCCGCCAACGGCUACCUUGGGGCCGGGGCGGGUGGUGGGGCAGGUGGAGGAAGUGGCCCACUUGUGGCCGCUGCAGCCGCGGCAGGAGCGGCUGGGGGCUUCCUGACCGCCGAGAAGUUGGCAGCCGAGAGUGCCAAGGAGCUGGUGGAGAUUGCGGUGCCUGAGAACCUGGUGGGAGCCAUCCUGGGCAAGGGGGGCAAGACGUUGGUGGAGUACCAGGAGCUGACAGGUGCCCGUAUCCAGAUCUCCAAGAAGGGCGAGUUCCUGCCAGGCACGCGGAACCGGCGGGUCACCAUCACAGGCAGCCCCGCGGCCACGCAAGCCGCUCAAUACCUCAUCAGCCAGCGGGUCACCUACGAGCAGGGGGUGAGGGCCUCAAACCCCCAGAAAGUGGGAUGAGGCCUGUGGUGUGUGCUCCCACCCUUCUCCCUGUCCCUCCUUCUCCUCUUCCUCCUCUCCUCCUCCCCCCCAAACUCUUGACCUCAGCUCGGUGUAGUCCUGCUCCUCAUGGGAUUGGGGCUGGGGUAGGUCUGACUGCACCCCCCUCCCUUCUGGUAGUCAUAGGCAGGAUUGAGUGAUGGCUGGGGAUGGGGCCCAGAAGCUCCCUCCCCAGCCCUGAACUGACCCCUCCUUCCUUCCUCCCUAUGCUUGACUGGGCCUGACUCUCCUCUCCCAGGGCCCAGGUCUGUGUGAUAUCUGUAUAUAUUGCAUUUUGUUGAUUUUAAUAGAAAACAAAGCGUUAUUUUCUCUUUCUUUCCCUCCUUUUUUUUUUUUUUCCGGUAAGGAUUUUUUUCCCCCUUUAUAAGUUUUUGUUUCCAUAUGGGAGGAGGGGAGGGAGCCUCUGGGUCACCUAGAAUGAGGGGCCUCCCCAAAACAACACCCCACCUCUCCUGCUUCAGUUCCAGAUGGAGGGAAGUAGAGGUAGCAGAGGCGCCUGAGCUGAAAUGGGGCGUUUUGAGCAGGGACCCCAGAGUUCCCAGAUUUUCUCAGCUACUCUGCCCCCACUGGAGUUACCCCUUCUAGGUGGGACUUUUAACUCUUUUGUUGUCAGAUUGUAUGGGGGGUGGGGGGGAGUACUAUGCUGGUGGAAAUGAGCCAGUCUCAUGAACAAAACUCUUGAGAAAGGCUGGAGCAACCGCCUGUGGCAUCUCCUAUGGCUUUUCCUAAAGUAACGGGAAUGAAGGUCCCUGUUGUGAUGUCAUUGAGUUAAGUACUUUCUGGGGUGCUUCCGGCACUCCUUAUGGUAUCACAGGAGGUAGUUCCCCAGAGGUACUUCCUGUGAUGAUAGGAGACAGGUACUUCCUGUGAUGUCUCAAUGAGCCUUCUUUGAAGGUGACUUCAGUGACAUCAUGGGGGCGUGUACCUCCUAUGGUGCCUCCAGGGUACUUCUUGUGAUGUCGUUGAGGUGAAGCAUGCACUUCCUGUAUUGGGCCAUGGCCAGUUAUUGACCCUCCUUCUCCACCCAUAGCCCUCUUUGGUGGGUCUUGGCCUGGGGGUCUUCCUAGGAGAAUAAAGGGAGGGACUUGGAUCUAAUCGGAAAGACUAUAAGGAAAAAGACCCAAUAUUGUCAGGGUCAUCUCCAUCCAAAACACCAAGUCUGUGAACUCACCUGGCAGCGAGGGGUGGGAGGGGAGCUAGUGCAAACUACUGUGAAAGACCCCCAUCCCCACCUCCGCCUUUUGUGUGCAUGCUUGUGUCUGCGUGGCUUUGUUUCAUUGAGUCUGGUGAGCCCAGUGUGUCGUGGCUCUGUCAGGCCAGCGUGGCCCAGUGUCGAGUUCAGUGAGCCACGGUGGGGUCCCUUGGCCAGAAUGCUUUGUGUGGUCUAAUGGAUUAGAUUGGCUUGUGGUUUCCAGCGAGCUGGAGCACUUGGGUGGUAUCUAAUGGAUCAGAAUGUUUCGGUGCUCUCACUGUGGGCUCUGAGGAGCUAGAAUGUUCUGAUGGAGUCUGGCAAACCGGGCAGCCCUGAAUGUUGGUCUGGGAGUGGCUCCCUGAGCAUUUCACCUGUGGUCAGCUCCAAGACCUUGUUGGCAGGCUGAGAUUUCAGGGCCUGACCACCCUGUGGACUCAGGAGAGCUGAGACCCGCUUUUACCCCCAUUCAUCUCCCCCUCCCCCUUGGAGACCACCUCCAACCCAAAGCAGGGCCCCCAGUGCCCUGGUUCCAUCAUCAGCAUCUCUGGGGGAGGGGCACCCCAUGCCCAACCUCUCCCCCAUUUGUCCCCUCCUAGGUCUUCCAGACCCUUCUCUUCUCCAUGGCUUUGGGGAAAUCUGGCCUCCUCAUCUCUCUCUCUCUAAAAAAAAAGAGGGGAGAAAAGCCAGAGACAAUUCCCACUCCUGAAGCCUGGGAGACCCUUGCUGCUCCACUAGAGAGCCACCCCCCAAUCAAAAUGUGAAAAUCCCUAGAAAGCAAUAGCCUUCAAGGUACCUUGCACUGACUUUCCCACCCCAACCCUUCCACCUGAUGGGAGGCUGUAGCUUGGGCACUAGGGUAACUUUCCAUGCCCUCUUCAUCUCCGGGGUGGGGGGAGGGCAGGCCCCAUUUCCCCUCCCCCACCUCCUAUCGCUGCUGCCCCGCCCACCCCUAAUCUCCAGCCUGAACCCAGAUGGAGAUCUGAGUGCCAAAACAAUUCUUGAUGUAACUUUGUACAUAUCUUCUACAGUUGGGGAUUCCUGGGGCUGGAGGUGGAGGUGGCCCUGUGGGCCACUGCCCUCUUCCACCUCUCAAAAGACCUUACAGUAUUUCACAGUAUCUCCACCCACACAGGGGUAUUGCAGUAUCUAGCUGGAAUAUCCCCCCUAUAAGCCCCUCCCCAGACCCCCACCAGGAGGGGAAGGAGCCAAGGAUUAGUAAAGUAAGGUCUGGGAGUGGGGAGGUGGGAUUUGAAAGUGUUCAUUUGCAUAUCAUUUGCAUCAGCUGCCCUCUGCUUGUCAGAUGCUUUCUGUAGACCUGUUCAUUGGACUGCAGUACUCCUUUCACACAGACACAACUCUGGAGGCUGGGCCUCCAGAAAAGUGUUCCCUUGAGGUAUCUGUGUGACAACCCCUUCCCUAUUCACAUGUCUUGGGGACCCCCUACCCCGCCAGCCAGGGCUAUCUGAAAGGUAGUUUGCUAGCUCAGUGAGCUAGUUCACUCACCACACUGGUGAGUGCAGACCCACCCACCUUUCCUUGUUUUACCCUGGGAAACUCACUCUACCAUCUUCCCCAUCCCUUGAAAGUCCCUUCUGCAAUCUGACCUCAAUCUUUUGUGCUGCAGUUUGUCCAGAAGGGAUGCAGACAGGGGGUCAGGGAUGGGGAUCACUGAAAAACCCAUUGUGUCUUUCUCCCUCUUCCUGUUAGCCAGUCAGGUCUCAGAGACUCUGAGUGGCCUCCAUGCACCCUGCUCUUCAGCACCCAGUAGGUGCUUAAUAAGUGUUUGCUGCAUUGAAUUCUCUCUCCCUGUUCCUUCCCAUUUGCCCUACAGCUCCCAACCCCUUCCCCCAGCAUUUCCCUUUCUCUUUCUCUCUGGCUCCCUAUGGCUUUCUACUUUCCGUGGCUCCCAUUGUCAUCUGUCCUGUCUCUAUCUUUGUCUGUGUCUGUCUUCCCCCUCUCAACUCCUCCCCCCUAUUUCCCCAUUGAUUAAAAAAAAAAGUGCCAAACUUCCUUGGAACUGAGCCGCACUGGGGAAAGGGAACCUUGGAUGGGGGGAGGAAAUGGGACCAUCUCUCUUUGAGGAGGCCCCUAAGAGGCAUUGAAAAAGUCUGUGGACACUUAGCUAAAUUGGGUCCCCCUUCCUCACCCCUCCCAACCCAAGUUUUUCUUAGAAUCUUUAUAAGAAAAUAAAAAGACAUUAAAAAAAAACCUCCCCUUCAGCUAACCCCAACCUUUUGGAUCCCCCAAAUUCCACCAGCCGGGGAGAACCCUACUUGCCUCCUUCUGGCAAAUCUGUAGAAAUUUGGGGGUGGGGAGACAAGCUCAUCCCCUCCUCUGCUUGCCCAAGGGAUGGUGCCAGCUGGAUUGGAGAGGACCUUAAAGCACUUAUGAGAAGAAGGGGUUCAAUGUGCCAAAUUCACUUCCUUCAUCCCCCAUCUGGGGGGGCUCUGAGCCAACCUGCCCCAGCCACCUUCUUCUGCCCUGUCCCAGCCAUCUCUACAUGGGCAAGGAGGGGUUCACUGCAAUAAUUAUUAGGGAUGAAAAGGCAAAGGCCAUCCACAUGUAUCCCAAUUGGAAUUUGUUAAGCGUCAACUUACGGACAGUUGAGGACCUACCUAUACUUGGAACAAUAGGGUAUCACUUUUCUCUAAGUGGUAUUUCUUCUCCCCUUAACCCCCAAACCUCUUAAUAGGCCCUUGAUCUGUUUCUCCUGCCUAGUCCUCCAUCCCAGACCCUCCUCCUUUUGUUUUUCAUGGGUGGCCUACUGUUUGGAAAGAGAGGAUUCCCCUGCUUUGAUUAUUGCUGUUUCAAGACCAGGAUUAGAGGUUGUGAAAGACCGAGGGGGGCGGGCGGAGAAAAAAAUGUUAACCAAGAGUGGUGAUGAGGGUGGCAAUUUGGGCAUCCAGACUGCUGGUUGGGUGUACACCUAUCGCGACAGCCAGGCAGGCCUUCUCUGUUCUCCACAUACCUGCCCCCGCUGAACGAACCCCGAGGCCGGCUGUCGUGAAGGCCUGAACUAGAUGUCACGAUGGGGAGAACGGGAUCACGAUGCCCAAGUUCGGGCACUGGGGGCCUGGGACACUGGCCUACGACUCUCGUGGAGUCGCAACACCCAGCUCUGCUAUCGCGAUCCCUCUCCACCGCAGUCAGCUUUCAGCUUUCUGGACGCCACGGUGGACGGGGCUUCUCUCUGUGGUGCAGCCUCUGGUGUGUGUAAGGUCCGUCUCCGUGCCCUCCGCCAGUCGCGUUGGGGGUUGCUGGGUGGCAGGGUGAAAGAUGGGGAAAGUCUCUGUGGGGAUGGUGAAGGCUGCUGGUUUUUAACCCCUUCUCAGCCAGUCCAGGAUACUCUUGUCUCCCGGAGAUAAUUGGGGGGGACCGCCUAAUACCCCUUCCCACCCCCUCUUCCCCCCUCCCCCUCCCCCAAAACCACCAACCUCUCAUCUUCUAAGUGACUUCAUCACCACCGGCCACCGGGACCUGCGGCCUCAUUGCUCCAGCCCGCCCCACUCGACAGUCAGACUCGCUCAUCGAACUUUUUGAUUAACCCUUUCUGUGUUCAUCCCACGGAAAACUGUGUGUCCGGUGGGGGGGAGGGGGGAGGCGAGGGGCAGUCGCUACCUUUCCUCCAUCUCCUCCCACUGCCCAUGCCUGCCCACCCGCACCCAUCCCAUGCCCCACCCCCAUCCCUCACCCAAGGUCCUCCCCGCCCUGGGGAUAGAGACCCUUUAUAAAUAACGCUGUCUGGCUUUGUCCCUUUCAAAGGUGGGGCCAGGGGCGUGGCCUCCCCCAAGUGGAGCUCACUCUGGCCCCACUCCUUUCUGUGCCCCCCCCACUCUCCACCCCUUCAUUGUAAAUAGUCACUUUUGUACUGGGUUUGAGCCAGGGGACGUGGGGAGUCAUUUUUUUUCUUUGUGUUGGCAUCUCAGGCCCCUGGAGGCAUGGCCCACAUCCUGGUGUGACUUGGAAGAAUCCCAAGGUCCGUUCCCUCACCUGCCCCCACUGCUAAGGAUUUCAGGAUUAUCAGUAUUACUCCUAGAGGGAUGGGGUGCACGGAUACCCUGGCAGGGAGGUGGGAGAGGUGUGGAAAGGUGUAGUCUCACAGGAUGACUCAGUAUUCCCCAUCUAUGAAAUGGGUUCCUCCUCCAGGUUCCCUGAGGAGUCUGAGAGAGAUAAUGGUGGCAUCAGAAGAGUUCGAGUCUCUUUCCCUUUCUGUUUGGGACAGACAGGGUAGGAGAAGAAUGGGGUGGGGGUAGGGCUGGAGAACUGAUUGCUACAUCCUUAUUAGGACCUUAAGCUAGCCUCUCCCAGGCUUGUUCUCUCCCUUGGAAAAUGGGGGGACUGGAGGACCUUGACGGUCCCUUGGGCCUCCCCAAUCCUUAAAGGCCCAACCAAGCCCAGGGCUGGCCCCCUGCCCGCUACCCCAUUCCCACAUUGCAUUUCUUGGGCCCAGACCAUCUGCCAUGUGGCCAUGCCUCCAGUGCCUCCAUUCAACCCCUUCUAACUGAUUCCUUCCAUCCUCUGCAACCGGAGACGCCGCCCACCUCCCCACCACCUCCAGAAGCUCCUGGCUGGGGCCCACUGCCCUCUCCUCUCCCCUUCCCCUCAUUGCCAUGCCUGGGCCACGCCCACCCACC
This is a messenger RNA of Rhinolophus ferrumequinum (greater horseshoe bat), 7410 nucleotides long. It is a transcript of the gene NOVA2, whose product is annotated as NOVA alternative splicing regulator 2. NCBI's taxonomy places the organism in Eukaryota, Metazoa, Chordata, Mammalia, Chiroptera, Rhinolophidae. The transcript is spliced from 4 exons. Gene Ontology annotation, molecular function: mRNA binding. Gene Ontology annotation, biological process: mRNA splicing, via spliceosome; regulation of alternative mRNA splicing, via spliceosome. The record is from RefSeq and is a predicted model, not a curated record. Gene Ontology annotation, cellular component: nucleus; cytoplasm. The coding region runs from base 67 to 1545 and encodes 492 amino acids.